Messenger RNA from Histoplasma capsulatum G186AR, 1051 nucleotides. RefSeq lists its product as uncharacterized. Lineage: Eukaryota; Fungi; Ascomycota; Eurotiomycetes; Onygenales; Ajellomycetaceae. The record is from RefSeq and is a predicted model, not a curated record. The transcript is spliced from 3 exons. Bases 503 to 1051 code for a protein of 182 amino acids.
CAACCUACAUGCCUCAAUAGCAUAGAACUAUUUGAGUCAUGUAUUUGACUCGUUCAUUAUGUCGAAUGCUAGGAUCAGAUGGCUAGGCCGCAAUUGGAGGGAACAACAUACAAGCAGCAUCGCAACAGCCAACUAACAUAACUAGAGGGCUGUGCCAGUUACGGACAUUGGGGCCUGCUAAUUAGGGCUUCAACCGCAUCACCGAGUCAUUCGCAGCGUCUUCACGGAGCCUCGUUCGGCUGUUUCCAACUCCAAAAGGCAGAAUCCUGCAGCAGAUACGAAGUGCGAACGAUUCCUCGGACUCUUGGGAAUGAUCAUAUAAAGCCAUCUGCUUUCAUCAUGGUUGACCAUACGUUCAACGAUUGCCCUCUUGGGUCAUCGUUGUUGUUUUCUCUCGAUUUCUCUUCUCUUCCAAUGCCAUGCGAGCCUGUCUUGCCCGCUCUUUGCUGUCAAGCUGAUAGAAAUACACAAAAAUUCAAAUCGUUAUUGAAGUCGAGUCAGUAUGAAGUGGCUAGAAUAUGAUGGUGCCUUUGUCUUUGGCAGUGGUAUCCCCUCUGGCGUCCUUCGAUUUGUUGGACAUACAGUAUUGGGCAUCUACAUGUCUCUGGCAUCUGGUACUUAUAAAUAUGUCAAGGCGCACGCUGCCGUCGUUCAACAGCCGCCCUUCAACCCUGAUACACUGUACCUGAGUUAUCUUGCUUCGAAAUGGAGCAAAAUUGGAUUCUGGUGGAACUUUGCCAUUUGGUUACCGACCAUUGCCGCGCCGAGCCUUUGUGUCACGAUUAUCGGGAUGUUUGAUACCACUAUCACGGUCUAUUUUGCUCUCGCCACGGUGCGUCAGGGGACGUAUAUUCCCCAUUCUGCUGGGCCAUGCAAAAACGCAGAUACCUGGCAAGUUCCCACUGCGAACGGCAAUGGAAGCUACUUCCAUAUUCUUGAAACUCUUAAUACCUAUCCUGAUAAGCCUGAAAUGCACGUUCCAUCUGACAAGAUCUGUAAAGAUUUUGUAUCUCAAUGGAGGUUUGGGAUUGGAUCUCUUUUCAUUCUUUAA